Molecule: messenger RNA, 1176 nt
Organism: Aspergillus calidoustus
Lineage: Eukaryota; Fungi; Ascomycota; Eurotiomycetes; Eurotiales; Aspergillaceae
Source: the annotation of a GenBank genome assembly
AUGCCAAGUGAAGCGGACAUGCCUCCUGCGCGGCCGAUCUCUCUAGCCGUGUGGAAUUUCUCCUCGCAGUGGUUCCUCGUCCCGCAAGGGGCGAGCAUCAUCGCGGUCAUUCUGCACCAGCUGCAUUACCAGUUCGGGGCACUGAAGAUUCUCGCAAAGAUAGUGUGGAUAUAUGCGAUUGUUCUUCUGGGAAUCUCGUUGGGGAUAUACCUGCUUCGAAUCAUCCUCUAUCCGAAACAUGUCGGCCGGGAGAUCCGAGGCAAUGUUGUCGAGGCAUCAUGUUUAUCGAGCGUCCCAAUUGCUUUCACCUCGAUCAUUCAGAUGAUUGCUUUGCAGUACUCCGGUGGGGCAGACUUGGUUGCGUAUAUCCUCUGGUGGAUAUCAACCUUCCUCUCUAUAUCCGCCGUCAUCGGCGUACCAUACCUGCAGCUCAAAAUGCAGCCCAAGGGAAUCGAGCAUAUCCCACCAUCCUUCCUCCUCCCGGUGAUCGCCAUCCUCACCUCCGCAGCAGGCGGCGGCGUCAUAGCCCAGAACAGCACCCUCAGCGCACGCCUCAAAGUCCCCGCCAUCAUCGUCUCGUACAUGGAAGUCGGCGCCGGGAUGCCCCUGGCUAUCUGCAUCGAUGCCUGUAUCAUGUACCACCACUUCGACCAGAAGUAUCCGAACCGCGACAAGGUGUACCAGGAUAUGAUCCUCUGCGGACCUUUCGGCCAAGCGAGCUUUGCCCUGCAGAUCCUGGGACUGGCAGUGCAGAAUAGCUUUGGCGAGUAUAAUCGUGGCACGUUGCUCACGGCGCAAGCGGCCUCGCCCAUUGCCGCCGUAAGUGAGUUUGUUGGACUGCUUGCAUGGGGCUUUGGGACAUUCUGGUGGUUUCUUGCCAUUUUGAGUAUUGUGUAUACGCUGUAUGUGCAGUCUGGUGGGCUGAGAGGGAUGAGCUUUUCCAUGAGCGCGUGGUCGCUUAUCUUCCCUUGGGGUGUGUACACGAACGGAGCGGUGCAACUGGGGAAGCUGAUGGAUUCCCCGGCAUUUGAUGUCUGGUCGACGGCGCUCCUGCUCCUGCUGGUCGUUUUGGCAGUUGUGGUCAACUUGUUCACAAUCAAGGGAAUCGUAACAGGGAAGGUGUUUGGGCUCGAGCGUGGGUGGAGAGUACCAAAAGGAGAGGAGCAUUCUGUAUAG